UCCCCCUUCGCUGAUCAUCAGGUCGGGAAGGCGGCCGCCAUUUUGUGUACGCCGCUGUCUUGGAGGAAGGCGAAAGCAGAAGCUGCGCGACGAACGGAGCGGUUUAGACUGCGCCUAGAGAGCUGGGACUUCUACCCUUAAAGCCCGUGUGCCGAGAAUCCGAUGUUGGGCUCGGCUUCGUGGCUGAAAACAGCAUAUCGGCCCAUGAGAACUACCAUUUCCAGGCAAAGGAAAGGGUCCAACAAGAGGCAGCAUCUAUUCUUUCAGGUCUGGCAGCAAGAAAGAGGGCAGGAGGUGGAGACUGUGGACUCUGAAAAGAAAACUGAAAGGUGACACUUAAGUUGAAAAUGGGGGGUGGAGAAAGGUUUAACAUUCCAUCUACCCAGUCCAGAAACGUUAACAAGAACCAUCAGCAGCUAAACAGGAAGAAGAACAAAGAUCAGAAUUCCCAGAUGAAGAAAAUCCACAAGAAAGAAAGAGGACAUGGAUGUAGUCCACCAUCUGCAGCGUGGCACGCCAUGCAGAGUGGGGGAAAGAACACCGUGCAUUUCCCGACUAGCCAGAAUUGGGAUCCAGCUUUAUCCACGGCACUCUUCAUGCCUCAGACCAACCAAAAUUAUGCUGGAGCAAAAUUCAGUGAGCCACCUUCCCCAAGUGUUCUUCCUAAGCCACCAAGUCAUUGGGUCACAGUUUCACUAAACCCUGCUGAUAAAGAUAUCAUGACGUUUCAGUUGAAGACUCUACUUAAAGUUCAGGCUUGAAGUGGAAAACACCGAACAUUUUAUACUUUCAAAGUCUGUAAUGUUGGGUUUCAAAAUGCAGCCCCAAGUACAUCUUAAGGAAUUCAGAUUAACUGUGAGAAUUUUUACUUUUUUUGGGGGGGGGGGAUCCUCCCCUUGGGAAUGUUUUACUUAAUAUGUCACCCUUCUGGGACUCUGUGCACUGUACCUAUUUCUCUGUGCUGUUAAACUGAUAGGCAGCUUGUACGAAUUCCUGGUUACAGGUCUCAGUGCCUGUUUUUUAGACCAUCCAACUUGUGUGUUCUCAUUAGGCACAAUUCCCUUUUUAGGGGAAGUAAAAAUUAACUCCAGUUGACCAUUUUUCCACUAUAAAAUAAUUGCACAAAUGAUUGCCUGCAUUCUAUAAAAUACUGUAGGUGCUAAAGUAAAAGCAACUAUCUGGUUUUAAAUUUUUAGAAAAUACCUAAAUUUUUUCUUUUUAAAAAAGUAACAUCAUGUAUUUGUUUUAACAGUUGGCUGACUCAUCAUCUGAAAAGAUUUGGGCAGGCAAAGUCCUAUGAUCAAAUGAAUUCGGGAAACAAAUUUUGUGCAGCACUUGUUUAGUAAAAACAGAAACAUGAUUCUACAUUUGAUCUUUUUUGCAUAAACCUAGGGGAACACAACCACCCUGUAAGUGUGCCAACUCAAAAGCAUUUUUGCAUUGCCAGAUGACUGCCAAAUGCUUUUAAGUGUUAUCCUUCACAGUGUGUUUCACUGAGCUGUAUUCUAAAUACAUUUUGUGUUGUUUUUGUAUCUCUUGAUGAUAUAGAACUGUUGAGGCCAGUCUGAAAUUAGAUGAAUAUGUUUGAGGGUUCGCAAGUGUAAAAAACAUCUUUUACAUAUGGAAGAAGAGCCAUGUAAAUAACUGUAAAACUUUGUAGCAUAUGUAAAUUUAUGCUGGGCUUUCCUGCCAGAAUAAAAGUAUUUUUAGUACAAAACAGCUGAAUGUAAAAAAAAAAGACCAUGCUGAGCUCAUGGCAUGAUUU
Molecule: messenger RNA, 1765 nt
Organism: Heteronotia binoei (common prickly gecko)
Lineage: Eukaryota; Metazoa; Chordata; Lepidosauria; Squamata; Gekkonidae
Gene: PNRC2
Product: proline rich nuclear receptor coactivator 2
Exons: 3
Coding region: 348-761 (137 amino acids)
Biological process (GO): nuclear-transcribed mRNA catabolic process, nonsense-mediated decay
Cellular component (GO): P-body; nucleus
Source: RefSeq, a predicted model, not a curated record